Messenger RNA from Eleginops maclovinus (Patagonian blennie), 3317 nucleotides. RefSeq names its product family with sequence similarity 110 member C (gene fam110c). The transcript has a single exon. Bases 176 to 1234 code for a protein of 352 amino acids. NCBI's taxonomy places the organism in Eukaryota, Metazoa, Chordata, Actinopteri, Perciformes, Eleginopidae. The record is from RefSeq and is a predicted model, not a curated record.
GGUGGGGUAAUGUGAUGUGUCUCAGAACAGAUAAGGUGAAGUCUCCUGUUAUAAUACAUGCUCAGGCAAAGAACGGGCUUGAAUGGAAUCUUUUACUUCUAACACUGGAGAGACCGCACGCGAGAGGAUUACAACUCUUUGGAAAUAACUUAUUUGUAUUAUAACUAAAACCGCAAUGGAAGCAACCAGUGAUACAACAAAAAUCUUGGAGAAGGGUCCAGAAUACCUUCGAAAACAAAUGGAAUUGGAGAGUGAGACAAAGGGAGGCAUGAGUGCUGUGGACAGGCUAGCUGCAAGCAAACUGAAAUAUGUAAAAAGUGAAAAGGUGGUCAACUCUACUCAGGUGCCAGUGAUCAUUACUGGAUCCGCCUCUGUGAGUAGCACUGGAUCUUCUAACCGGAGCUCGAACCAUGGUGGGAAUCGUGUCACAGGGUGUAACUCAAGAGAGACUGCAUGUGGUGUACAAAUCACCAGCUCGCCAGGGCAGGUACGUCGGACCAGCUCCAAAAAACGACCAGACUCUAUUCUGCUCUACAGACAGAAAUGUGAUUUAUUGAGAGGGUCAGCAUUGGACCGAAAACAUCACAUCACACGUAGGUUGCUGCAGAGCUCUGUGCGUAAAAAGGAUUUUUUACCUGAGGCCACAGAUAAGGAUUGUGAAGCUGAGGGAGACAAGGAAGCAAUCACAACACCUGUGGGAACAGUAAAGGAAUGCAGCUCAUAUGUUGUGAACUCUCAAUCCGAGCAGAGGAGGAAUGGAGUAGCAGGGCAACACAGCAAAGAAAACAGUGGGUCUGGGUCAAAGGUGACAGCUGGGGUUUUGAAGAAAUCUGCUGGUCUCCUAAUAGUUCCUGAGGUUGAAAGGAGGUCUGGCAAAGGGGUCAGUCGUUCUCAUUCUGAUAUCAGCUCCAGGUACUCCAAAAACUUUGCAGACUUUGAUGAUUUUUUCAAGUACUGUGGGCUGGGCAGUGAUAUUAUUGACUCUUUCGGGAAAGACAAUUUCUCUUCACGCUCAGCUGAAAUUGAGAUUAACAUCCGGAGUUUCAGCACCUCUACAUCAGAGGAUGGUUUCUCCAGGAACAGUGGUGACAGCGAUGGACUAAUGGAAGAAGAGUUACAUAAAAAGAUAAGUCAAGGAACGUCAGUUAUUGAGCGCAAUGCGAGGAUCAUCAAAUGGCUGUACAGCUGCAAAAAUGCUAUAGAGACUGGGAAAAAAUUAAGAGACCUCGAUUGAGAUAAUUGCUUUGUGUGUGUGUGUGUGUGUGUGUGUGUGUGUGUGUGUGUGUGUGUGUGUGUGUGUGUGUGUGUGUGUGUGUGUGUGUGUGUGUGUGUGUGUGUGUGUGUGUGUGUGUGUGUGUGUGUGUGUGCGUGCGACCAUAUUGUAGUUUUCUUCCAUUGCUUUGCAGUGUCAGUGUGUGUUACAUUCAGCAAACGCUUCAGGGAGUAAGGAUUUAUCAUCUUUGCUUCUGUUCAAACUUGCAUAAAGUUCAUAAGUUGCACAGAAAGGCCCACGUUGCACUCAUGUAAACACAAAAUUAGAUUCAUUAUGAAAAAUACUUGUAGUUGGUCACAUUUAUGUGCCAAAGGUCAAAGCAAUGGGGUUAUGUGCACACUAGAAGACCAAAACAAUGUGACACAAAUCCAGAAGACUAGAUGGAUUUAAUUUUAGCUGCAGUAAAAAAACACUGGCAAAAUACAAAAACACUGAUCUCCACUGAUAUACAUCAUAUUUUUCAUUUCCUAAAUUGAAAUACUAAAUAAUUUAGCCUAAAUAAAUUAUUAAAACGCUUAAGGAGUUCCUACCCUAAAUUGUAACUGUUGUUUUCCAAUGGUUAUUACAUCCUUUUGCUUGUUAACUAAAUGUGAGUUAAAAGCUGCCGAUGGUUGGUUGUCAAGUUGGAGAAAUUCCAUUCGGCUGAUGUUUUUCCUUUCAUUUGCUUUAAAUGACUCUCAGAUGCGCAGAUUAACAUUUAAUCCAUUACUUUAUGCUGAAUAAUGUGUUAAGUGAAGGAUUUGGAUCAAGUAAUCAUCACUCUAUCACAAUCUGGCAAAUCAAUGUUUUGACAUAAGUGAUCUAUGAAACAAUAUUUAUUGGUAUAUUAUCCAUCUAAAAGUUUAUAUACCAGUUAUAAAACGUCUUCUCAAUUAAGGCUUGGAGAUGGUGAUGUAGAAAUGAUGUUCCUCUGCGGGGGCUUCAGAUCAUCACAACCAUGUGCCCUUAAAUCAGAAUUUAUGUAACCUGCUUCUUAAGUUCUUAGUCCAAUGAGUGCACUUUCCAUUUCUCUCCAGGUGAAAGGUGUACAUUCCUUCACAUGAUAAGACACACACACACACACACACACACACACACACACACACACACACACACACACACACACACACACACACACACACACACACACACACACACACACACACAAACCACACAAACAAACACAUUUAUGUUGAUGUUGUUAAGCUCAAGGGUUUCUUGUUAACACAAAUGAAACCGGUAAAUCAUUAAAUGUAACUGCAGCCAGACAUAAAGGCUGCUCGUUUUUAGUUGUUUUCCAUUAAAAGACUUAAAGAGAUUGUCUGAGUCCUGUGAGAGGAAUGAACCUAAUAACCUGGCUUAAAUCCAGUGACCCGAUGUAAGUGUAUCUCCAAUUCCCUUCAAAACUUUGUCUGCUUUGUUUCUUUAACACAUUCCCUUUCUUUCUGUCCUUUAGUCCUUUCUAAGCUGAACCGAGGCUGUAACAUGAGUGGGGGGGGAAGCAACAGACAAUAUUGUCAAUUCAAUGUGUUAAACUGAGUCAUCCCCAACUCUGUGUUUCUCUCACACACUCAGAAGCAAACAAUAAUUACAUGUAGAGUAUAUGCAAGUUGAUACUGCUGCACCCAUGUUAGACACGCCUUUACUUCUUCCAGGAACCUGGCUGACUAUUUCCCCCUCAAGACAAGUCAUGUCAGGCCCUCUCUUCUUGUAUGUUUCCAGAACGUAAAGCUACUUCUAAAGAUUCAACGUUUCACAUGUGGUUCAACCUACAGAAAUGUACCUUGAAUGCAUGAUGACUGACUGAAAACAUAUAGUGUGCAUUCCAGUAAGUUUGCAAACGUCAUCUUCUAUCAGAUCAAAUAUAUUGGAUUGGCGGGGGGGGGGGGGUUGGUUUCUGUUACAGUGGCUCCAUUGUAGGCUAGUAUUGUGAUUUGUAUUAUUAAGUGUUGUUAUUACUCAUCCAACACUAAUGACUGGUGUUGAUACUACCUUUGUAACAUGUGUUUUAUAUUCAAGUACUGUACAUUUUGCUACACAAAUAAAAGUAUUAUUUUUAAGUAAA